This is a messenger RNA of Carassius auratus (goldfish), 2847 nucleotides long. Its product is annotated as solute carrier family 45 member 3-like. The transcript has 6 exons. NCBI's taxonomy places the organism in Eukaryota, Metazoa, Chordata, Actinopteri, Cypriniformes, Cyprinidae. Bases 483 to 2144 code for a protein of 553 amino acids. Gene Ontology annotation, cellular component: membrane. The record is from RefSeq and is a predicted model, not a curated record. Gene Ontology annotation, biological process: transmembrane transport. Gene Ontology annotation, molecular function: sucrose:proton symporter activity.
ACACAUGGCUCUUUGGGGGAAGUAAAUACUUAAGUAUUUUGAGACUUUGUUUAGUCUCUGCCUCUUGUUUUGUCUGUGUCGCAGAACUUUGUCUGCGCCUGCCUAGCAUUUUUGGGCUUCAUAUGCAGAUAUUUCGGCGCAUUUAGAGCGUUCGAUGUUCGAAUCUCUUCUGGAGGCUCACCUUUUAAUCGACUAAGUUCCUAAAAACGCGUUAAUACACAACUCACCGACUCAACGGACCAAGAACUGUCUUUUUCGAAUAUUUUCGACUCCUUCAGGUUGAAUCAGAUCAAGAAUGCUGAAGACGCAAUGGAUCCCCUAGUUCACUUGAGCCCACUGAGAGUCCGAAUCUCUGCUCUCCCACACCCCACGCGCCCACCUCGUCCCUGGGCACCCGACCCUGCGCCUUUCACCAUCUCCUGGAAGAGGGAAUAGUUUUCAUACCAACACACGGGAGAAAGGUGAAACCUUCCUGUGUAAAUAUGACUGGAUGGAGGUCUCAGUGGCAUCUGGUCCUGCUCAACUCGCUGACAUGUGGCCUGGAGAUCUGCGUGGCAGCUGGGAUCACCUACGUGCCUCCUCUGUUGCUGGAGGCUGGCGUGGAGGAACAGUACAUGACAAUGGUUUUAGGUAUUGGACCUGUCCUGGGACUUCUCUUCAUCCCCCUGAUUGGCUCAGCCAGCGAUCACUGCAACAGCAGCUAUGGCCGACGACGACCCUUCAUAUGGUUGCUGUCAUUGGGAGUUCUCCUUGCCCUUUUUAUCAUACCAAAUGCUGACGUGUUAGCUGCCAACCUGAGCUGGGGCAGCACCCGACGUAACCAGGCUCUCCAGGUGGGCCUGCUCAUCCUAGGCGUGGGCCUAUUGGACUUCUGCGGACAGGUGUGCUUUACGCCACUGGAGGCGUUACUCUCGGACCUCUACCGUGAACGGGAUGACUGCGGACAGGCUUUCGCUAUGUUCUCCUUCAUGGUAAGCCUUGGAGGUUGCAUAGGCUAUUUGCUACCUGCCCUAGACUGGAGCGGUGGGCUACUUUCCCUCUACCUGGGUGGUCAGGCUGAGUGCUUGUUCUCCCUCCUCAUCCUCAUCUUCGUGGUCAGCGUGUUAGUGACCAUGAAGGUGUCCGAGGAACCCUCAUCCACCCUGGAACCGGUGCUGUCGGAGCCUGGACAGUGUUUUCCACGCUCAUGCUGCUAUCUGUUUCAGUGUAAGCUGCGGACUCUGAAGUCUGGCCCACUCAUGUGCCUGCUCAGGACUUGCUGGUCCAUGACACCGGCCAUUUAUCGCAGCUACUGCCAUGUGCCACGUGUCAUGCGACAGCUGUGUUUGGCACAGCUCUGCAGCUGGAUGGGUGUCAUGUCCUUCAUGCUCUUCUACACAGAUUUUGUCGGCGAGGGACUGUACGAAGGAGUUCCCAGUGCCGCUCCUGGUUCCAUUCUCAGGCAACGCUAUGAUGAAGGUAUCCGUAUGGGCAGCCUGGGCCUGUUCCUGCAGUGCGCUACCUCAACCUUCUUCUCGCUGGUCAUGAGCAGGCUGGUGCAUCUCUUUGGGUCCAGGGUGGUCUAUUUGAGCAGCAUGGUGUGUUUCACCAUCUCCGCUCUGGUCAUCUGCUUGUCCAAGAGUGUCCUGUUGGUCACGGCUAUGUCGGCCCUCACUGGCUUUGCCUAUGCGACGCUGCAGACACUGCCUUACACGCUUACCUGCCUCUACCACAAAGAGAAAGAGGUGUACAUGCAAAGCAGCAAAACCAAAAAAGUGCACACAAAUGGAUUCACCAUCACAAGGGAUUCUGUUUGUCUGACACUAAACAACGGCCCUGGAGAUCUCAACCACAAGAGUGAGAUUUCCAAUGGGCAUGUUUCUUACAGUGGAGAUGAACCAGAGUAUUACCCACCUCUGCAUCAGAACGGUGCCGCCCUAGGUCUGGAGUCAGAGGAUUUUGGGAAACGUGGGGUGGGACUGGACUUUGCCAUUCUGGACAGCACCUUCCUUCUCUCUCAGGUCUUCCCUACCCUCUUCAUGGGCAUGAUCGUCCAGUUCACAGAGUCCGUCACCGUGUACAUCGCCUCCUCUGCCAUCUUUAGUGCCAUUGGCAUCUAUUUUGCCACCCACAUCAUCUUUGACCAAAAGGACCUCAGAAGCUGAAAGCAGCAGUAAUCAUGUCAUGCUUGCUUUGAGGAUUAAUUGUGCUUAUCUCUAUGGGACCCAUGGACACAUCAAAAUGGACUUGAUGUAAUUCCUGUUGUAUUAUAAAGACGCUUUGUAAAGAACUAUUUUAUUGUAUGUGUAAUUUUAUAUUGAUAAUAUAUACAUAUAUUUAUAUCCCUAUGGGAAUUUAAAAGCAACCCGUUUUGGCGAGGUCUGUAUUUAUGUAAUACUAUAACCUUGUUUGACUUGUUUGUCAAACAAAAGUGUCUUAAUUUUUGUAUAUAUAUAUUACUUUAAUAUGACUAAUAACACAAUAUUGUUAUGUAUAAAAUCUCAAUCUGGUGGUCAAAUGACAAUCUGGUGUAGUUUUCUACAGGUAACAUUACACACAGACCUAGGCUAUCUAUUCAAAGUGUUGCGAACCAUCAUCAACAAUAUGACUUUUCUAUUUUGUGGCCGAGUUAUAGUAAGUUACUUUUAAAAACUGUAAAAAAAAAAAAAAAAAAAUGUUUUAAGUAAUGCAUCUGUAAGUACACUCACCAUUGCUCAGAGUGUGUGUGUAGAGCUUUAUAUGUAUGAGUGAUAUGGGGUUUGACUUUGUUAAACAUUUUCCAAAUUCUCAGGAUACAUUUCUUGUCCAGUUGUAGAAUCAUCAGUCCAGUCACAACACAAUGAACUAAUAAAAGAGGUACUGAUAUUU